CAUCUGGUGCACACUUUGAAUGGCUUGAACUUGGGUCUAAUGAGAGCCAGAAUAAAGUCUAAACUUUUGGCAACACACUGCUGCUGCUGCUGCUGCUGCUGCUGCUGCUGUCACUAUAAGGUGUCUACUUGACCUGCAGAAACUCAACUAAGAUCCAGCAGAAGAAGACACCAAGUUGAUGCUCAAGACAUGGAGCUAAACUUACUUUGAAUGAGGAAUCUCUAAUUUUCCUUUUUUCACCUUUUCCUGUGUUUCUUUACUUCAAGGAGAGCUUUUGAAAAUAGAACUCAUUGGAGACCUAAGUCAGCAAUAUUGGAAGUCAUGGUCCCCUCACUGCACUGGAUCCUGCUAUUUUGGGGACUUCAAGGUCUUUUGGCACAGGACUAUGAAGAAAACUAUGAAGAAGAGGUGGUGACUACAAAAAGGAAGAGCAAACAAUUUCCAUCCAAUUCCAUACCAAAAAAUGGAAAAUCACUCAUCGAUGAAGAUUGCGGUGUGGAGAUAGCCUUUCUGAUUGACAGCUCAGAGAGCGCCAAAGACAACCAUGCCCAGGAGAAGCGCUUUGCCAUGGACGUGAUGGACCGGCUUCAGGGCCUGAGGCUGCAGACUGGCCGGGGGCUCAGCUCACGAGCCGCCCUGCUUCAGUACAGCAGCCAUGUCAUCACAGAGCAGACCUUCAAAGAGUGGAGAGGUCCUGAUGAAUUCAAAGCCAGGAUUGCUCCCAUGGUGUACAUCGGCCAUGGCACUUACACCACCUACGCCAUCACCAACCUCACACGUAUUUACUUGGAGGAGUCGCCAACCAGCAGCAUCAAGGUGGCCAUUCUGCUCUUUGACGGAAUCUCUCACCCUAGAAACCCAGACAUAUUUUCAGCUGUGGCUGAUGCUAAGAACCAGGGCAUCCGUUUCUUCACCAUAGGAAUCACACCUGAAGCCAAUGAACCUGCUAACAUCGCACAGCUACGGCUAAUUGCUAACUCCCCAGCCUCACGUUACCUUCACAACCUGCAGGACAGGAGCAUUGUGGACAAAAUCAUUAAGGAAAUAAUAACGCUGGCGGAUGAAGGGUGUCCUCUGUCCCUGAGCAAGUGUGAGUGUGACAAGGGUGAGAGGGGACCCAUUGGCCCUGCUGGCAAGAAGGGUCGUCCUGGAGAAGAUGGGAGCCCUGGGUCAAAAGGACAGAAGGGUGAGAGUGGUCUCAGUGGACUUCCUGGUCGGGAAGGAGCAGAGGGAAAAUCAGGAUACAAAGGAGAGAAGGGAGAGAGAGGGGAGUGUGGCACACCUGGAGUUAAAGGAGAUCGAGGUCCUGAAGGUACCGUUGGCCCAAGAGGAAAUCGUGGAAUUCAGGGUUUACCUGGUCCACUUGGUGAUGUCGGACCUGAAGGUGUCAUGGGUAAAAAAGGGGAAAGGGGAAAUUCUGGGCCACCUGGAAUCCAAGGGGAAACAGGGACCGGCCUUCCGGGACCCAAGGGUGAUGUCGGUUUCCAGGGGCAACAAGGGCCUCCCGGUCCUCCCGGAGUUGGCGAGUCUGGACCUCUGGGGCCUCAAGGGCCACAGGGAGUCCAAGGAGAGAGAGGACCGUUAGGAGAAGGCCUGCCCGGACCAAAGGGAGAGCGAGGUUUGGAUGGACCACGGGGGCCGAGAGGACAGCCCGGCGCUGGAAUCAAAGGAGACAAGGGGGAUUUUGGCCCUCCGGGUCUUCCAGGGCCCCUCGGCCUCACAGGAGUCGGCAUACAGGGCGAGAAGGGAAUGGAAGGACCAAGGGGGCCACCAGGGAUCAGAGGACAACCAGGAGAGGGCUUACCUGGAUCCAAAGGGGACCAAGGUUUGCCGGGUGAGGUUGGCGCUCCUGGAGAAAGAGGAGCUGGAGACUCCGGAGCUAAGGGUGAGCCUGGAUCAACGGGAAUAUCCGGUUUGCCGGGCCUGCCAGGGGAGGACGGAGCCCCUGGACAGAAGGGUGAGCCAGGAGCUGUUGGUCUCAGGGGACUGGAGGGGGCAGCUGGAAUCGGCACCCAGGGUGAAAAGGGGGACCAAGGCCAAAGAGGAAUAAGGGGCUUGAGUGGUCCUCCUGGCAUUGCUGGACCCUCAGGACCAAAGGGAGAACCAGGAGCACAAGGCAGGGGGGGUUCACCUGGACCACCUGGACGUUUUGUCGCUGGACCCAAGGGUGAUAUUGGUCCGAACGGUCCUCAUGGUCCAGUUGGGGAGACUGGCUACGGACUUCCUGGUCCAAAGGGCGACCGUGGAGAACAUGGCCCUGCAGGUCCAUUUGGUCCCAAAGGAGACGGCUAUCCCGGCCCCACGGGUCCUCCUGGUCUGCCUGGACUUCCAGGAGAACCCGGCCUUGAAGGAGUGGGCAUCCCCGGACCAAAGGGCGAUGUCGGUUUCAGAGGGCUGCCGGGUUUACCAGGACCUCCAGGGGAAGGCCUCCAAGGACCUCUGGGUAACCCCGGGCGUCCUGGACCUACAGGGCCACAGGGGCCACAGGGACAAGGAAUUCAGGGACCAAAGGGUGAGCAGGGGGCUCAGGGGGUGACGGGGCCAAGAGGGCUUCGUGGAGAAGGCUUUCCUGGAGCUAAAGGUGACCGUGGUUCUGCAGGGGAGAGAGGGCUGAAGGGUAUCAAAGGAGAGUUGGGAGAUUCUGGACAAUCUGGACUUCCCGGCCGGCCUGGGGUCAAAGGUGAAGCAGGCCUCACAAGGGAGGAUAUCAUCCGAAUGAUCAAAGAGAUCUGCGGAUGCGGCAUCAAGUGUAAGGAGAGGCCGAUGGAGCUGGUGUUUGUCAUCGACAGCUCCGAGAGCGUGGGCCCCGAGAACUUUGAGAUCAUCAAGGACUUUGUGAACGCCCUGGUGGACCGGGUCACCGUGGGCCGCAACGCCACCCGCAUUGGCCUGGUGCUGUACAGCCUGGAGGUGAAGCUGGUGUUCAACUUAGCACGCUACGUCACCAAGCAGGACAUAAAGCAGGCCAUCAGGAACAUACCGUACAUGGGAGAGGGCACGUAUACGGGUACGGCGAUACGUAAAGCUACCCAGGAGGCGUUUUACAGCUCUCGUCUGGGGGUCAGCAAAGUGGCCAUCGUGAUCACAGACGGACAAACGGAUAAACGAGAGCCCGUGAAGCUGGAUAUAGCCGUAAGAGAGGCUCAUGCUGCAAACAUCGAGAUGUUCGCUCUGGGGAUCGUGAACACCUCCGACACGACGCAGGCCGAGUUCAUGAGGGAGCUGAACCUGAUCGCCUCCGACCCCGACACCGAGCACAUGUUCCUCAUCGAUGACUUCAACACGCUGCCAGCUCUGGAAUCCAAGCUGGUGAGCCAAUUCUGCGAGGACGAGAACGGAGCCCUGAUAUACAACAGGAUAACUAACGGCUACAAUGGGAACAACGGCAACAAUGGCAACGGGAACUAUGCCGUCGGUGGCUAUGGCUACAGGCCUCUGACCGAGCAACAAGGAACAAAUGUCCAUCAAACGGGCACCAGCACUGGAGGCAGCACUCAGAGCCAGGGCGGGCGGGUGGAGAUCACCCAGCACGGCAGCAAAGGAUCCAGCACAGCCAGUGGAGGAGGAGGAGGAGGAGGAGGAGGAGGAGGGCGUGUGACAACAAGCUGGGGAACGGAGCGGGGGGACACUUUUAACCGUUACAACCCAGAAAUCACUUCUUCCAGUGAGGACUCCUCCAGUACCAGAGGCUCCUCCUCAUCCUCAUCCUCAUCUUCAUCUUCAUCUACUUCUACAAAUAUAAGCACGUCAUCCUCGGGUGUGUCUGUGCAGUACGUGCCUGUAUCGAGGCCAGCUCUCCCCAAAGAAACUGUACCACUGGACCCUCGCUGUGGCUUGAUCCUGGACCAGGGCACGUGUCGGGACUACAACAUCCGCUGGUACUACGACAAGCAGGCCAACGCCUGCGCCCAGUUCUGGUAUGGAGGCUGCAAUGGAAACAAGAACCGCUUUGACACAGAGGAGGAGUGCAAGAGGACGUGUGUGAUCGCCAGAUCCACAGGAGGCUGAGUGAAGGCAUCUGCCUUACAUCUGCUGUAGAUACUUCAAGGAGGGGCAGCUAAUACCAGCCAUUUUUCACAGGGUUAUGUCAAAUCUCUGCAUAAUUCUCAGGCAUAAACACAAACACUGAUGAUUAAUAUCACAUUUACAUUUCAGAAUCAGCAUUACACCCCCCCCCCCCCCCCCCCCCCCCGUAGCACUUGUGGUAAAAUGAUUCUCCUAGUUACAGUUAAAAUAAUGCCUUUGCUUUGAUACAUACCUCCAUUGUGGUGUUGUUUCAUAUCAGCAUCUAUCAAAGUGAAUUCUCCAUCACUUAUACUCAGGAAUACUCAUCUGCAUCCUCACUGUGUGUGUGUCUGUUUCCCCAGGGACUCCCACACCCAUGGGACUCUCUUUUUCACACACAGUCACAGUGAGCGCUGCAGAUUGUGAAAAACACUUUUUUUCACUCAGCAUGACCAGCAAUCACUCUGCUGUGUUGUCAACUUCACAUUCAUGAACCUAAUCAAUCAAUCAGACGCAGAGGGGCUGCAUUAUCACAGGAGCCAAUCACACACAGCUGAAAUGAAGCCUCUCAUCACUUAUAUCAAUAACAUAUUAGUUUGUUUUUAUAUUAAAUGACUGAUGCUCUGUAACUUCAUUUUGUGCCUUUGAAUGUGUUUGUUUUUUUUGUGAUGUUUUGUGUUUAUAUUGUUUCAUGUCUACUUUGACUAACUGUGCAUUUUCUCCAGCAGUACUUUAACAACAUAACACUGAUGGACACACACACAUUCACACACUGCCCUCUACUGGGAAACAAAAGCUGAUGUCACUGAGACACUGUAUGAGUAGAAUAGAUCUUCCAUUGUUCAGGAAACGGUGUGUCUUUAUGUUACCACUCCAUACUGACUGUAAAAUAAGUAUUCUGUAUUGUUUAUAACAUGUUCAACACCUGAUGUCAAACAUUUGUAAUAAAUACAACACUAAUCCUAA
Messenger RNA from Labrus mixtus (cuckoo wrasse), 4971 nucleotides. RefSeq names its product collagen alpha-1(XXVIII) chain-like. Bases 322 to 4008 code for a protein of 1228 amino acids. The transcript has 36 exons. Gene Ontology annotation, molecular function: serine-type endopeptidase inhibitor activity. Lineage: Eukaryota; Metazoa; Chordata; Actinopteri; Labriformes; Labridae. The record is from RefSeq and is a predicted model, not a curated record.